Messenger RNA from Rhopilema esculentum, 4339 nucleotides. The record is from RefSeq and is a predicted model, not a curated record. NCBI's taxonomy places the organism in Eukaryota, Metazoa, Cnidaria, Scyphozoa, Rhizostomeae, Rhizostomatidae.
UUUCUUAUAAAAAACGAGUCUGGAACACCAACAACAACAAAUGUUACCAUUCAUUGCUCAUAAGUUCAAGCGUGAGUGGCGGGGGCAUUUUAAAAGAAGAAAUGGCGCGAAUCAUUGAUGGAAAAGCAAUCGCCAAUGAGGUUAAAGAUUAUUUGAAACUUGAUAUUGAGCAAGUCAGAGAAUCCCAUCCUAAUUUCAAACCUGGUUUGGCAAUUGUACAGGUUGGAGAUAGAGCAGACUCCAAUGUUUAUGUCAAUACAAAAUGUAAAACUGCAAGAGAGAUUGGAAUGGAGGCAAGACAUGUCAAGUUACCAAAAACUGUAACCCAAGCAGAGGUGAUUGAAGCUAUAACAAAUUUGAAUAACGACCCAAAAAUACAUGGUAUUAUUGUUCAGCUGCCACUUGACUGUGUUGAAAAAAUUGAUGCAGACUUGUGUACGAAUACAGUUUUGCCAGAAAAAGAUGUUGAUGGGCUCCAUGACAUCAAUGCUGGUAGGCUUGCUAGAGGACAACUUAAUAACUGCUUCAUACCAUGCACUCCAAGAGGAUGUUUGAAACUGAUUGAAAAAACUGGUGUCAAUGUCAAAGGAAAAAAUGCUGUUGUGAUUGGACGGAGCAAAAUUGUGGGUUCUCCAAUGUCAAAUCUUCUCACAUGGAACCAUGCAACUGUUACAAUUUGUCACUCAAAAACACAAGAUCUUCCUAGUAUUGCACGACAAGCUGACAUUUUGGUAGUUGCCUGUGGCCAGCAAGAACUUGUCCAGGGAGACUGGAUCAAAGAGGGAGCAGUUGUUAUAGAUUGUGGUAUCAAUGUCAUACCAGAUGAAACAAAGAAAAGUGGAAAGCGCUUGGUGGGUGAUGUUAAUUUUUGGGAAGCAAAUAAGAAGGCUGCAUGGAUAACUCCAGUGCCUGGAGGUGUUGGUCCAAUGACUGUCACUAUGUUGCUACAGAACACCAUAGAAAGUGCAAAGAACAGGCUGGAGGGUUGCCUUGGAGAUGACUGGGAUUUGAAAACCCUCCAUUUGGAACUACAGAGGCCUGUCCCUAGUGACAUAAAGAUAUCAAGAUCUCAAAAGCCAAAACAUGUCAGUCAACUUGCUGAAGAGUUGCGACUGUUACCAGAAGAAAUUGAUUUCUAUGGUAAAACAAAAGCCAAGGUGUCACUCAGCGUUUUGGAAAGGCUGAAAGAAAGGCCUGAUGGGAAAUAUGUUGUUGUUGCAGGCAUAACUCCCACACCUCUUGGCGAAGGUAAAAGUACAACAACUGUUGGGUUAUCACAGGCUUUUGGUGCUAACCUCAAGAAAAACAUCUUUGCUUGCCUAAGGCAGCCGUCUCAAGGACCAACGUUUGGAAUCAAAGGUGGAGCCGCUGGGGGUGGCUAUUCGCAAGUUAUUCCAAUGGAAGAGUUCAAUCUGCACUUAACGGGAGAUAUCCACGCCAUUACUGCAGCAAAUAACCUACUGGCUGCUGCUAUCGAUGCGAGGAUCUUUCACGAAUCGACUCAGUCUGACCAGGCAUUGUGGAAUCGACUGGUCCCUGAAAAGAACGGAAAGCGCAGUUUUGCUCCCGUCAUGCAUCAGAGACUCAAGAAACUUGGAAUAGAUAAAACGGACCCAAACGAAUUGACGAAAGAGGAAAUUUCAAAGUUCGUACGGCUUGAUUUUGAUCAAAGCACGAUCACAUGGCAAAGAGUGAUUGAUACGAAUGAUCGGUUUCUCAGGAAGAUUACCAUAGGACAAUCUCCAACCGAAAAAGGAAAAACAAGAGAGUGUCAAUUCGACAUUACUGUCGCGAGUGAAAUAAUGGCCAUUCUUGCGCUGACAACCGAUCUUAAAGACAUGAGACAAAGACUGGGUCAUAUUGUUGUCGCUAGUAGCAAGGAUGGCUCUCCCAUCACAGCAGAUGAUCUUGGUAUUGGGGGUGCAUUGACUGUGCUCAUGAAGGAUGCAAUUCGACCGAACCUCAUGCAGACGCUGGAGGGUACUCCAGUCUUUGUGCAUGCUGGUCCGUUUGCGAAUAUUGCUCACGGAAAUUCUUCAAUUCUCGCCGACAAAAUUGCCCUCAAGUUAGUGGGAGAAGAUGGAUUUGUAGUGACUGAAUGUGGAUUUGGUGCAGAUAUUGGGAUGGAAAAGUUUUUCAAUAUCAAGUGCCGUUAUAGUGGUUUGCUGCCUAACUGUGCAGUAAUCGUGGCCACCGUUAGAGCAUUGAAAAUGCAUGGAGGAGGACCAAAGGUUAUUGCCGGUCAGCCGUUGGCGUCAUCUUACACCAGCGAGGAUAUCGAGCUUGUCCGUUCGGGUUUUUGCAAUCUGAAGAAGCAGAUAGAAAAUUCACAUCUGUUUGGGGUACCCGUUGUAGUAGCAGUUAAUCGAUUUGAGACGGAUACAGACGCUGAAAUUGAGCUUAUUCAAAAAUUAAGCAAAGAGGCUGGAGCAUUUGACGCAGUAUCUUGCACUCACUGGGCUGAUGGAGGUGCUGGUGCCGUUAAUUUGGCGAAAGCUGUUGAAGCUGCUUCUAAAGAGAAGAGUAAUUUUUCAUUUCUUUAUGACGUCAAACUCCCCAUCGAAGAAAAGAUUGAAAUUAUUGCAAAGAAAAUUUAUGGUGCAGAUGGAAUAGAUCUUGGGGAAGAAGCAAAACAGCGAAUCGAAAGAUACAAGACACAGGGCUUCAAUGAUCUGCCAAUUUGCAUGGCAAAGACCCAUCUUUCAUUAUCACACAAUCCUGAAUUGAAAGGCGUUCCUACAGGUUUUGUUCUGCCAAUUAGGGAUGUCCGAGCAAGCGUUGGUGCAGGGUUCCUUUAUCCACUGGUUGGAACAAUGAGUACCAUGCCAGGGUUGCCAACACGGCCUUGCUUUUUUGACAUCGACAUUGAUCCGGAGACUGAAGAGGUGUUCGGACUCAUGUAGUGUCAUUAUUGGUUGACACCUGUCCUUACUAAUGUCAUUCUGAUUUUGUUUUGUAGUUUUUAGUGUAUGAUUUAGGAUGUGAUUAGGGUAAACAGUUUUGAGUUAAUGUAAAAGGGUUGUGUAAGAAGUCUGAAUUCUAAGGAAUGACCGUGAUUGUAAAUGAUUGAUAAUGAAUUUUUAAUCAGUCGGGACCGGAAAAUACAUGCUUGGUCCUGUUGCCUCUUUUUAACUGUCAUAUAAUCAGCAACGUUUUUAUUGUUAAUGCAUGUAAUGCUACGUAUUGCUUGAUCCGCCCUCGUAAUUGCUUUUCAGAUAAAAUCCUUUUAAGUAUUCUUAGAACAUCUAAAUAUAACCAAUCUGUGCGUGUAUUACCCACUUCAAAUUUACUACUUGUUGCUCCGCCUUUCUUAAUUCUGUAGAACGCAUAACAAAGUAUAUCGUUCGUACAACAUAGAUUACGUCAUGAAUUUCUACGUCAUGUUAGUUUUCUUUAUUAUCGACAGUCCAUUUCCAUGCGUUUUAGCUGUAUGGGCCAACCCAACCACAUCCAAGCAUCACGCAGAAAUGAUUUAGAAGAUGUUUUAGACGAUGGCUUGCCCAAAUUACUUGCUUGCACAAAAAACACCCAUAAUUAUCUGUGCGUCUUCUUGAUAACAACCAAUCAAAAGCUAUUUUUAUCAUCAACAAGUUGAUCUCACGCUCUCACACUACCUCCCUAAACUCUUGUUCAUCGGCCUUGUGACUUAUCGAUUUUUUAACAAAUACGGGCAUUGUUCCCAGGAUAAACAAGAGACGCCAGAAACCCUCCCCGUGCUUACCCUCUUCUUGCAUCCCGGGGUCUAACUUGAUCUCACUUCCCCCUCUUCUUAGUGUAUCGGAUCUUUCCCUGAGCACAAAAAGAAAUCGGUUCUUAAUCCCAUAAACAACAUGAAAUAUUACAAAGAAAAUUUCACUGAUUUACAAAUUUUAGUGAAUAAGACCAGGGACGUCGGAACAACCAAGCGGCAAGGGGGCAGGCUUGAGUAAAAGGGCAUUUGAAAGAUAAUUCUAAGCUUCUACAAAUUUCUACGCAACUGCCUUUUUAUUUCUAUCUUCUAUAGGUAUAUUCAGCGCUGGGAGUGGCGGAAAUUCAGGAUUUCAUUUAGGGCGGGGGGGGGGCAGGCUUACGAUAUUCCGACAAGAUAACAUCGUGGACCAUGUCUAAUUUUAAAGAAACUGCACAUUUUGAUAUAAAUAUUUGAUUUUUGAUGGGACUCUUUAGAAAUCUUUGCUGACCACGCCAUAAUUAGUUAGCAAGAAGAACAACCCUUUUAUGAUCUUUGAUAUCAAGAUCGAUAUUCCAUCAAAGAUAAGACAAUUGAUGAUACAAGAGGUAGACCGAUUACACUCUUGACAAGUCGUACGUUAAUUUGCUGCAUUUUAUCUUGUUUUCGUCA